Scylla paramamosain (green mud crab) is the source of this 3306-nucleotide messenger RNA. RefSeq lists its product as uncharacterized. The transcript has 6 exons. The record is from RefSeq and is a predicted model, not a curated record. NCBI's taxonomy places the organism in Eukaryota, Metazoa, Arthropoda, Malacostraca, Decapoda, Portunidae. The coding region runs from base 159 to 1826 and encodes 555 amino acids.
AGAUAAACAUAAAACACGUCUUGAGGUCUGCUGCAUUAGAUUUAACUCGCCAGUCUCGCACGAACCUUCACAAACAACGCGCGUGCAUCCCAGUCACUCCCAGUCACUCUCAGUCUAUCUCUCCUCACACCAUAUCACUGGGAACACAAGAAGUCAAGAUGAGUUACAGCAAGGAGACGCAACAGGAAAGGCGGCGCUCUGUACAUCAUCUGGUGCUUGUGUUGCUGUCUCUCUGUCUCCAUAACACAGCGGCGACCCUUCAAGGCGGUACCUACUCCUACGACACUCUGACUGAGGUGGUGGACAUCCCAGGGGAGGGCGUGACGCGGCUGUGUGUGACGCCCCUGGAUGCCAACACGCGGAUCAAGGUGCGGCACACGGGGACGGAGGGCGCGAGGCAGGAGGUGCUGGUGAAGAAGAAGGCACUGGCGGUGGACACGUUGGCGGUAUUGGAGAUCGGCGUGGAGACAGGAGGCGGUGAUAAGGCUUCCCUCAACGUGUGGCUCAACGGGCGGAAACUACAGCCACCUGACAGUGACCCCCGCCCUACUAGCCCCACCCCACUACAACCCCGUACUACUCUGCUCCUGAAGGGAAAUGCCGAAAUCAGGAACUGCACGGAUGAAAAAAAAGAGACAAAGAAAACAGAGGAGAAAGAGAAGGUCGUUUUGGGCACUUCAGUAGAGAUGAUGAUGGUGACAGCGACGGAGGAAAGAACGGUGGGGGGAGAGGCAGGAGGAGUGACAGGGAAGCAAGAGGUGACACAGGCACAGACAGGAAAAGUGACAGAGGAACAAGCAGUGUCAUCACCCAAUGCUUCUCAGCCGCCUCCCAGCAGCGCCUCCACCAACGACACUCUUGAAACAGAAGGUCCAGACUUGGAGGAAGAGGAUCCGUGGUGGAGCUUCAUGCUGGUGCUGGGCAAGGUAGGGGAAGUGCCCGUGCUGGCGCUGUUGGUGGUGUGCCUGGUUGGGGGCGUGGUGGUGGGCGGCGUCACGGUGUGCCUUUGCUCCAAGGCGUGCAGCAAGCGUCGCGUGGAGUACCUGCCGGUGUCCACGGUAAGGACACACGCCGGACACCUGCCGGGCGACAUUGUGCGAGAGCCAAAGUUUUGGGACACGGCCAGCAACAAGCAGAGAAGCUCAGGCAUCGGCAGCGCCUACAGCACCCUCAACACUGACAGCGGCAGCCACAUGGGCACGACAAACAGUCGCGGCACUGGGUCGCGGCACGCCGGUAGUGCCAACAACUCCAUGGACCGCGGCGCCAAGAGCUCCACGCACAACGGAGUCAACAACCUUGGUCGCGGGGGAAAUGUCAGCCCCACCAACUCCAUCAACGGCAGCCGCAGCAACACCACCGCCAACGUGCUCAACAUUCCUCCCGGCAGCAUGCCACGCUCCGCCAGCGGCAGGAGCUGGGACAACAGGAGCGUGGAGCCCAGCCCGAGGCUCCAGGGCAACAGUGUGACGCGCACCCCGAGCAACAGAAGCACCAGAAGCACCGGCAGCUCCGUCAACCGCAACACAAACCGCAGCCCCAACAUCCCCUACACGCACAAGCUGGGCAUCCUGACGGGCCACCAGAACGUGCCCGUGCUGCAGAAACAUAACAACAACAGACAACAGGCCUCCGACGACGACUCGGACGACUCGUGGUACGACAAGCCCUACGUGAGUCCUCCGCUGCUGGCCGACAACUACUCCGUGCCGCACGUCACCUCCACGGAGCCCGUCUUGGUGGAGGUGCGCACCGCCGCCGCCUCCACAACCGACCCCAAUGCGCCCGAGGUCCCCAUGUUCCAGUUCGGGACCUUCAAGAAGUGAGGGCGAGCGGGACAACACAAUAUUGAGGAGUUGAUUUGUUUUUCAAGUCGGUCUGAACUGAUGUUCCUAGCAAGCGUGUCACGGAUCUGCUGGUGUGGAGAACGCUGCUAGUCAAUAGUGAUUCAUGAUUCUGAAGAGUGUGUGUGUGUGUGUGUGUGUGCGUGUAAGAGAACACAGCCUGGGAGUAUAGCAAACCCUGCUGCCCACCGACCGUGACAUAUAGGGAUGAAAACUCUACCGCUGAACGGAACAGAGUCAAGGAGUCCCUCAUAAUCCAAUAUUUAUUGUAUCGCCUUACGCUUCAUUCCUUCCGUGAGUCGCUGAGAGAUGACAGAAUACCCCACCACUGCCCCUUCCCCUCGCCCUUCACCUCGACAAACCACACCAUAACCCCUUCCCUUCACCCAACACACACCAUCAUUACUCCUACCCCUUCCUUCACCCUAACACAUAUUACCACUACCCCUUCCUUCACCCCAACACAUCUUACCAAUAACCCUUCCUUCACCCAACACACACCAUCACAACACCUACCCCUUCCUUCACCCAACACGUCCUACCACUAACCCUUCCCUUCACCCCAACACACCCUACCACUGCUCGUUCCCUUCACCCCAACACUCCCUCUUCACGCUAUCAACGCCACGAUAAGAUUGCCGCCUGCACGCUGCGCUGAGGAAAACAAAGGCACGACAAAGGAGGAACACCAUCAGACGUGUUGGCCCUUACGAGAUUCAUGAUAAGCUGUGCUAUCUAAUCUGUAUGAUGACGUGUUUACCUGAAAUAAUUAUAAAAAAAUAAUCGCUAUCCUUCAGUGCUUCCGACAUUUUGCAGUUUUUUCUUUACAAGUUUCUUAAAGUUAAAAAAAAAAAGUUAUAUUCUUCUUUGUCUUAUUUUCAGUGAUUUUUUUCUUUUUAUCUUUUUUGUAGCCCUUGUCCAGAACUCCUUUCACAUAAUAAAAUGAAUAUUACUCGUGUUCUUCAGAAGUAAUUGCCUAAGCGAAGAGUCAGGUUUAAAUAAGGAGGAGCGAAGCUAAACGAGAAAGAAAGAAAGAAACGUACAUCUAUAUAUUCUCGUUUCGCUACAAAACACAUUCUUUUAUCCGACAAACAAUCUGACAGUCCAAGUCAAUUGAGGUCAUUUUAUGUGUUGAAAGAGAGAAAGAAGAAGAAAGUUAAGUACUGUAAUUCAUUUUUUUUUUCUGCUACAAAAGGCAUUCUCGUAUCUGACGAACAAUUGUACAGAUUGAUUCAACCCAAGUUUAUUUUAUGUGUUAAAAGAAAGAAGAAAAGUACAGCUAUUCAUUAUCAAUUCGCUAUAAAAUACAUUCUCCAAUCGAACAAACAAUCCCGAGUCAACUAAUGUGUUCUUCAGUGCACCUGUACCAACCCUCCUUAUACGCAGUCAGUCACUUUGUACCGAAAAUAAUACAUAAAUGUUCAUGUAUAAUAUUAUUAAAAACGAUAUUUAUAUUUUUGUA